Peromyscus leucopus (white-footed mouse) is the source of this 1748-nucleotide messenger RNA. RefSeq names its product cell cycle exit and neuronal differentiation 1 (gene Cend1). The transcript is spliced from 2 exons. Gene Ontology annotation, biological process: cerebellar granular layer maturation; cerebellar Purkinje cell differentiation; cerebellum development. Lineage: Eukaryota; Metazoa; Chordata; Mammalia; Rodentia; Cricetidae. The record is from RefSeq and is a predicted model, not a curated record. The coding region runs from base 235 to 684 and encodes 149 amino acids.
UGGUCCUCCGGUCCUGCGCCCAGAGUGGUGCAUUGUGGGAAACUCCUGAGCACUCCUCGGUAUCCGCAGCCGCCGCCCGCUGUCAUCCAGCCCGAGAAGCGAAUGCGCAGAGAGAAGCUGGAGGCCCAAAGGAAGACACCUGUAUAAUGCCCAGAGGUGAGCUGUCCUGAGACACCGUGAUCCAGCCACCUGCCAGUCCCCCAAGCCCCAAGCCAGCUGACAGCACACAUUGCCAUGGAGUCCCGAGGAAAAUCGGCCAGCAGCCCCAAGCCAGACACCAAGAUGCCUCAGGCCACAGCUGAGGCCAAGGCCACUCCAGCCGCUGAUGGGAAAGCCCCCGUGACCAAGCCUGUGAAGAAGGACACCCAAACAGAGAAGCAGGAGCAGCCAGCAGCCCCUGGGCCAGCUACUACCAAGAAGACGCCGGCCAAGGCAGACCCUGUACUUCUCAACAACCACAGCAACCUGAAGCCGGCCCCCUCGGUGCCUGCGGCCCCCAGCAGUCCCGAUGCAACCUCAGAGCCAAAGGGUCCUGGGGAUGGGGCCGAGGAGGAUGAGUCUAACACUGGAGGCCGCGGUCCCUGGCCUUGUGAGAACUUGACCCCUUUGCUAGUGGCUGGGGGUGUGGCUGUGGCCACCAUGGCCCUAAUUCUUGGUGUGGUCUUCCUAGCCCGGAAAAAAUAAUGCCUGGCGUCCAGGUGGGGGCACAGAGCCACUUUCUGUACAGACCUGAAUAUAUAGUGCAUGCAAGGUCCUAGAUACUUAUCUAUACAUACACACAUACAUCUCUCUCACACACACACAAACAAACACACACGCGCGAGUAUAUGUAUGCUACAUACAUCCAUGCAGCAGGAGAGAGACAGACAGGAGCCCAUCUCCACUGACCCCAGCACAUUCUCUCCCAAGUCCUGGGGCAAGAGCCCAGCUCUGCAGUUUGCAGGAAGCACUAGCCUGAGACAGAAGGGAUAGCCUGGACUAAACAUCUAGGAACAGAUGCUGGGUGUGGCCUCUGAAAGAUAAGUGGUGGAGUAGGCUAGCCCUGUGGGGAUACUAAAGGGCAAGGCUGUUUCACUCUCCUCACUUCCCUUUUGUGCAGCUGGGGGCAGUCUGUCUGGGCCUGAUGCAGGGGGACUGACCUGAGGAGGGAUUCAAAUCUGCAGAGCUACCUCCACCCACUGUCCUCUGUGCUGGCUGAGUGGAAAUGCAAAGCUUAACAGCUAAAUUUGGGGUGGGAUCCCCCCCCUUCUCUUUUUCAAUAUGUGCCCCAGGAGAGCUCCUGAGGCUAGGACCACCUUACUCCAUGCCCAGAGCAACAAUUGGGUUUUUUUGUUGCUGUUUUUUGUUUUUGGGUUUUUUUUUGGGGGGGGGGGACUGAAAGCCUGGCAGGGAGGUAGGAAAUAUGGAGGAUCUACAUUACAGUUGUGCCAGCCCAAUACCCCCCAAUAGACUGCCCUGCCUGCCUGCACCCCACACCCCCUCGAGUCUAACAGCGUAUAAAUGCAAUAACACAGGUAGAGUAGAGCUGCCCGGUGGGGGGCAGUCACCCACGGCCUGCAGGAAGACCUGCUGUGCAGCCCCUCCGGAGUGCAUCUGGCCCCAGCUUGCCCCUUGGUGUGGUGACAGUGGGCAGGUUUCCAGAAGGCUGCAGUGGGCUCCAAGGAAACAUUGCCCUCACCUGGCCAGUGGCUGUCGGGACCUUGGGCCUGAGUGGAGGCUGAGUUUGAAAUAAACUGUUACAAUAUAAA